This is a messenger RNA of Tupaia belangeri chinensis (Chinese tree shrew), 2102 nucleotides long. It is a transcript of the gene ZDHHC24, whose product is annotated as zDHHC palmitoyltransferase 24. Gene Ontology annotation, molecular function: protein-cysteine S-palmitoyltransferase activity. The transcript has 4 exons. The record is from RefSeq and is a predicted model, not a curated record. Gene Ontology annotation, biological process: protein targeting to membrane; peptidyl-L-cysteine S-palmitoylation. Lineage: Eukaryota; Metazoa; Chordata; Mammalia; Scandentia; Tupaiidae. Gene Ontology annotation, cellular component: Golgi apparatus; endoplasmic reticulum. The coding region runs from base 1 to 1041 and encodes 346 amino acids.
AUGGGCCAAAGCAGGGCUAUUAAUAUCGGGGCGGCUGUAGCGGUUGGGGGAGAAUGUGCUGAGCCGGGAAACCCCGACGCCACCGAGGCUGCAACUCUAUCCUCCCGGCCCGUGGGCCAGCCGCACCGGGGGGGCGGUGUUUCCGCGGCAGCAGGGGGCCUGAACACCUGCUCCAGCACAUGUGAGUGUGAGUGUGAGUGGGGGGCUGGGAGAGCGGAGGGGUCGCCUGCGCGGCUGCCUCUCGUGCUCAUGGCGCUGUGGGUCAUGGCUGUGGGCCUGGAGCUGGCUUACGUGCUCGUACUGGGUCCCGGGCCGCCUCCGCUGGGACCCGUGGCCCGGGCCUUACAGCUGGCGCUGGCUGCCUUCCAGCUACUCAACCUGCUGGGCAACGUGGGGCUCUUCCUGCGCUCGGAUCCCAGCAUCCGAGGCGUGAUGCUGGCUGGCAGCGGUCUGGGCCAGGGCUGGGCUUACUGCUACCAGUGCCAAAGUCAGGUGCCACCACGCAGUGGGCAUUGCUCUGCCUGCCGUGUCUGCAUCCUGCGUCGGGACCACCACUGCCAUCUGCUGGGCCGCUGCGUGGGCUUCCACAACUACCGGCCUUUCCUGUGCCUGCUGCUUCAUGCCACCGGCGUCCUGCUCCACGUCUCUGUGCUGCUGGGACCUGCCCUGUCAGCCCUGCUGCGAGUCCACACGCCCCUCCACACUGCCGCCCUCCUCCUGCUGCCCUGGCUCAUGCUGCUCACAGGCAGAGUGUCUCUGGCUCAGUUCGCCCUGGCCUUUGUGACAGACACGUGUGUGGCGGGUGCGCUGUUGUGCGGGGCUGGACUGCUCUUCCAUGGAAUGCUGCUGCUGCGGGGCCAGACCACGUGGGAGUGGGCUCGAGGUCAGCGCUCCUAUGACCUGGGUCCCUACCACAACCUGCAGGAAGCACUGGGUCCCCGCUGGGCCCUUGUAUGGUUCUGGCCAUUCUUGGCCUCCCCAUUGCCUGGGGAUGGAAUCACCUUCCAGACUGCAGCUGAUGUGAGAUUCAUAGCUUCCUGACUCCAGGAAGAGUCAGAACGGGACUGGGAGGAAGGGAGUGGGAGCAGGGGUUGAUGACUUGUUUCUGGCCUUACCCUAGCCUCUGGAGGGAAGUCAGGUGGAUUUUUGAUGCCUGCAGUAAGCAACCCCAGCCCCUACCUUGGCUUUGCUCCAGCUUGGACUCCUACAUAUCCAGGGUUGGGCUCUGCAACUCUGCCACUUUUGGCAGAGUACAGAAGAGGGUCUGGCAAGGGGUUGCCUGGCCAGCCCAGCUGCGUCUUUGCCAGGUUAAUAACAUGGUUCUUGUCCUCCCUCUGCCUUUGCCAGAAUUCUGGUCCCUCACUUCGUUGCUGUUUCUGGUUCGUUAGGCCAAGUACCACAGAAUGGCUGAGCAUCUCACGGGCCAGGCUGGGGCUCUGUGGGAGUUGGCAGGCUGGGGAUGGGGGGACCCCUAGCCCAGCCAAGGCUGAAGUGUAGUGACCAAAGCUAUGAGAAUCCAAACAAUCUUUCCCAGGUUCAGCACUUUCAAGUUAGAAGCAUUUCUGCAGCUUCAGUUUCAUGGAGCCUUGCUUAGCUAACUUGGUACCUUGGCAUCAAUUACGUACCUUAUUUCAUGGGUGAAAAACUGAAUUUCUGAGAGUUGAUGUGAUAAGAUUAAAGGGUUAGUAAACAGAAGUUUUCACCUAGGUUUCCGUGUUUUUGCUCUCACCCCUGCACAACUGAAGGGACUGAGCAAGAAAAGACUCAAGGCAAAGAAAUCCACUGGGGAUGUUCAAGCAUCUGAGAGGGAUAAGUCUCAGGAACUCACUGUUAAACAUUUCAGUGUAAAUCAUGUACAGAGAGACUGCCCAUUCAAUGUGGCAGAAUUUCUCUCUGGUUCCUCUUAAAAUCUCACUAAACGUUUAAUAUUCAAGGAAAAAAAAAAUAGGAAGAGACACAGCAGUAGACCAAAGGGCCUGACAACAUUUUUGAAGAAGGAAAAUGGAUGGAGGCUUGUUACUCUCUUAGCAGAGAAUUAGAAGUUGAAGUUUCUAGUUUCCAAAGAGAGUGGCCAAGAGGCAGGCUCAGCCUCCUCUGAACCC